AUGCGUCUCACUCUAACCGCCGCCGCGGGCCUGGCUGCCCUUGGCCUGCCUCUUUCCUACGCUCAGACCUACUCCGACUGUAAUCCUACCAACGCCUCUCAGUUCCCGUGUCCCGCCAAUGCCGGCUUGAACUCGGCCACCUACGAAGUCGACUUCACCCAGGGUGCCUCGGCCAACAAGACCUGGAGCUACAUUGCCCCCUCGGUUAACUAUGGCCCCAACGGCGCCGAGUUCACCGUCUCCAAGCGCGGCGAGGCCCCGACCAUCAAGACGGACUUUUACAUCUUCUAUGGCAAGGUCGAAGUGACGAUGAAGGCCGCGCCCGGCCAGGGCAUCAUCAGCAGUAUCGUCAUGCAGUCCGAGGACCUCGACGAGGUCGACUGGGAAUUCCUCGGCGGCAACAACGCCAUUGUCCAGAGCAACUACUUUGGCAAGGGUGACACGACGACGUACGACCGCAUGAUUGAGCACAACAUCGCUACGCCGCAAGACACGGUUCACACGUACACGGUCGACUGGACCAAGGAAAAGAUCACGUGGUCGAUUGACAGCAAUGUCGUGCGCACGCUUAACUACGCCGACGCGCAGGGCGGCUCGCGCUUCCCCCAGGCUCCCAUGAACAUUCGCCUCGGCAUCUGGGCCGGUGGUGACAAGGACAACGGCUACUGGACCCGCCAGUGGGCCGGCGGCGACACCACCUACAGCGCCGAGGCCGGCAUGCCCUGGACCAUGUACGUGCAGAAGGUCAAGAUCACCAACUACAACCCUGGCGGUUCCUACAACUACACCGACACGUCGGGCUCGAGCGACAGCAUCAAGAUCAUCGACACUGCCCCGCCCGCUAGCUCCACGACCGAAGCUCUCAUUCCCACGACCUCU
Molecule: messenger RNA, 879 nt
Organism: Aplosporella prunicola CBS 121167
Lineage: Eukaryota; Fungi; Ascomycota; Dothideomycetes; Botryosphaeriales; Aplosporellaceae
Product: glycoside hydrolase family 16 protein
Exons: 2
Biological process (GO): fungal-type cell wall organization; carbohydrate metabolic process
Cellular component (GO): fungal-type cell wall
Molecular function (GO): hydrolase activity, hydrolyzing O-glycosyl compounds; glycosyltransferase activity
Source: RefSeq, a predicted model, not a curated record